AGUCAUUCUCUCUCUAACUUUCUCUCUCCUCUCAUCGCACUCUUCUAUUCUUCUGAGCCGAAGUCUCUGCUCUGUUUUUCUCUCUGAUCUUAUUAAUCCGAGUGAGAAACGCUAAAACAAAUGCAGCAUUUGGUGGAAAUGCAAGAGAAUUCAGAGUUUGGUGACCCAAAUUCUUGGCUCUCAGCGCAUGAACACUCGUCAUCCUCGCUUGCUAGCUCCACUGCUGCAGCAUCUGCAGCAAAUGCCAAUAUGGAUCGCGUUCUCUUCAACGAUCUCGUCGAGAUUGUUCCUCUCGUUCAGUCCCUCAUCGAUCGUAAAGCAAGCCGUUCAUUCACCCGUCGUGGUUCCAUGAUCUACACCAAGACACCUACAAGAGAAUCAUUGUCUAAAAGAGCAACAGAUUCAAAAAGCAGGAACGUUUCUCAAUCUAUUCCCGCCAAAAAGAAAAGGGACCAUGGAGAAAAAGAACAAGGCAAAAAUGGCAGCAAUAAUUCUGAUGCCGAUAGCUUGUCUAUGUUUUCUUCAAGAGCUUUGAAACCAGAAAAGGACGGAGAAGAAUUAGCUAUAUUGAAGGAGCAGUUAGAGGAACUGCAGAACAAGUUAUGGGAGAAAGAUGAACUUUUAAAGUCAGCUGAAAAUUCAAGAGACCAGCUGAAUGCUUUUAAUGCAAAACUCGAUGAAUUGAAACACCAGGCUUCAGAAAAGGACAAUUUACUAAAGUAUACUCAAGAACUGCUCUCUGAUACUAAGAUUAAGCUUGCAGACAAGCAAGCUGCACUUGAAAAGAUACAAUGGGAAGCGAUGACAUCCAACAAGAAAGUGGAGAAACUCCAAGAUGAGCUAGAUUCCAUGCAAGCAGAUAUUUCAUCAUUUACUUUGUUGCUUGAAGGCUUGACAAAAACUGACACUGCUAAAUACACUGAUAAUUAUGACACCAAGCCUUACGAUUUCAAUUACCUGCCUAGUAUUGAUGAUUUGGACGAGAUGGAACAGCAGAAAAUGGAAGAAGCAAGAAAAGCUUAUAUUGCUGCUGUUGCUGUUACCAAGGAAAAACGAGAUGAAGAAUCAAUUGCUGCUGCUGCCAAUGCUAGGUUACAUCUUCAGUCACUUGUUUUCAAAUCCAAAAACUCCAACCUGUGAUUUUACUAGUUUUAUUUAACAUAUUUACACUCUAGGUCCUUUAGUAUCAAGCGGUGAAGCACUUAUCCUGUGUGUGAGAGAGAAAUUUAUUUGUUAACAUGGCUGUUUGUGAACAAAUAUAAGAAUUUGUACCAUUUUAUGUAAUAGAGUAAAAAACUAGAGCUUGUUGAAUGAGGUGAAAAUGUUUCCUCGCGGGUCUAACUGAAGUCCGAAUUUUACCAGACCUUCUUUCCAUCGGGUUUUCAAAAGCACAAGAGUAAAUCAUGACCUGACUGUUUUUGGUUUCUCUUUGAAGUGGCAUUCAGCAAGUUUUCUUCUAGUAGCUGAUUCUGAAUGGCAGUGGUUAUAUUCAUGUGGGAGCCGCAGUUACUGUUCACAUCGGCAAACUGUUACUGUUACGAAUGACUCAAAGUUUGUUAUAUUAUACUUGUAUAUGUAUAUUUUCCCUUUUGUACCCAAGUUGUCUUUUGGUUUCCUACAUCCCUAUGUGCUUCGUAUAAUAGCCACAAGGUGGAUUUUGCGCUAUUUACUAUCUGAAUUAUUUUAUAAUGUGGC
This is a messenger RNA of Gastrolobium bilobum, 1695 nucleotides long. RefSeq names its product protein MICROTUBULE BINDING PROTEIN 2C. The transcript has 5 exons. Lineage: Eukaryota; Viridiplantae; Streptophyta; Magnoliopsida; Fabales; Fabaceae. The record is from RefSeq and is a predicted model, not a curated record. Gene Ontology annotation, molecular function: microtubule binding. Bases 121 to 1140 code for a protein of 339 amino acids. Gene Ontology annotation, biological process: plasmodesmata-mediated intercellular transport.